AUGUUUAAAGUGUCGUCGAUUUUGAGAUGCAAUAGCAGAGGGCUGAAUGAGCCAGUGUCAGAAGGCCACUUCGAGGCAUGCACGCCCUGUACGCACAGCACGAAUGUCAGCUGGAGGCAGAGCCUAGCGCUAGAAAGAGAGCAACAUAGGCCGGAGUUCGAGGGAGGAGCUGAGAGCUGA
This is a messenger RNA of Acanthoscelides obtectus, 180 nucleotides long. NCBI's taxonomy places the organism in Eukaryota, Metazoa, Arthropoda, Insecta, Coleoptera, Chrysomelidae. The record is from the annotation of a GenBank genome assembly.